Messenger RNA from Oreochromis niloticus (Nile tilapia), 2989 nucleotides. It is a transcript of the gene fibinb, whose product is annotated as fin bud initiation factor b. The transcript has a single exon. NCBI's taxonomy places the organism in Eukaryota, Metazoa, Chordata, Actinopteri, Cichliformes, Cichlidae. Bases 504 to 1124 code for a protein of 206 amino acids. The record is from RefSeq and is a predicted model, not a curated record.
GUUUCGAUGGGGCUUUAACAGCUUUGGCCUUGCUGGUAGCAGCCUGGUGCAGACUGAAUGCAGCCUUUUAAGUGACGGAGGGGCUGUAAUUUGAGAGUAGCACAGAGGUAUUAUUAGCCAUAAACCGAAGCGCGGCACUUGAGACUUCCAGAUGUUGCGUUUGAGGCACCAGGCUAAAGCCGCGAGUACAACUGCUGAAACAAACUUCCAUACAUCGCCUUCGUGCUCGCCGACAGUGAUGGGAGUUGGCAGGCUCCGUUAAAGGACGAGAGGUGGAAAACAACUUACGCCACUUCAUCUGCUCGGACCCAGAAGGAUAUCAGAGAGGGCUGCGAGAAAGUUUCAACCAACUGCGCACUUUGGACUUUAAAACUAACUGAAAUGUUUGUGGUUUUCUGCCGGUUUGGGAUUUAAUAGACAACCGGGCUCAUAUUUUUUCGACUACAUCGUUUUUAAACUUAUUUAUUUCCUAUUUGUGAGUAUAUUUGGGACAAGUGGGCAUCAUGGCUCUUUUUCACUUGCUCCUCUUUGCCGGGUUAUCGCUGUCGGUGUAUGGAGGCUUUUACCAGGGACCUUUACAUCCGGAGAUGUCUAAUGGCACUUUCCAUCAUUAUUUCGUGCCGGACGGCGACUACGAGGACAACGACGACCCGGAGAAGUGCCAGAUGCUUUUUAAAAUGAAAGACGAGCGAAAGUGCAGCCUCGGCGAGGACCAGGACGCCCUCAUACGGGAUGAUUUCACUAUCAUCAAGAGGCAGAUCGAGGACUCUGCCAGGGUGCUGGAGGGGAUCGGGAAAAGCAUCUCGUACGACCUGGACGGAGAGGACAGCUACGGGAAGUAUUUGCGGAGGGAGACAACCCAGAUAAACGAGGCGUUUACAAACUCGGAGAAAUCUCUGCUGGAGCUCGAGGUGAAAUUCAAACAGAGCCAGGAGAGUGAGCUGAAGGAGGAGCACCGGCUCAAUGACGACUUUCUUAACAUGAUAGUGCACACGCGGGACGUCCUGAAGGAGACGUUGGACAUUUCUCUGGGCCUGAAGGACAAGCACGAGCUCCUGUCUUUGAUCAUCCGCAGCCACGGCACGAGACUGAGCAGACUGAAGAACGAGUACCUCAAGUUCUGAGUGAAAAUAGUCCCUAAUCAUCUCAUUAAUGCAGCACCACAUUUUUCUUUUAUUAUUAUUUUUGUUGUUAUUAUUAUUAUAGUUGCGCGUGACCAAGAGACAGAGGCAGAGAGAAAAUUACAUACCGGGGGCAUAAAGCCAGAGCAUAAAGGAUCAGUUCUCCUGAACUAACAAAUAUUUUCCUCACUAAAAUGUUCUGUGGAUGAAGAUAGUUUUGGGUGCGUGCGCCCGGGGUUUUUAUUUGUAUUUGUAUUUUUAAUAUAUCUCUAAAGAUUUCAAGCCAACAAAUUAAUAAUGAAAAAGUGCAAUAUCAUAAUUGGCAUUGCAAAAUCUCAGGGAGGAACCAAAUGUGUUUUAGGGGGGAACUUUUACUUUUUUUUUUCUUUUCUUUUUUAAUGUUUGCUUCAUAUUCCAAUAAAGUCGGUUCGAAACUAAAACCGCAGUAUGGGGGACAUUCACUUGGCACUGCAUACACUGCAGUAAUGGUAGAAAUUUUUUGAAGGAAUAUUAAAAAAAAGAACCUGGGAAUAUAAAAUGUAGCUAUCUCCAUUUGUAAGGUACAGAUAGAGUUAAUCUGUUCUUUUUAUUAUUAUUAUUUUAGAAAAAGUCUUUUGGACUGUCUCUGGCACAGUAAACCUUUUGUUAAAAUAAACAAGAAAUACGAGGAGUAGGAAACAAUCUUUAAAUAUUGUUAUGCAAAAAGGAAUAACCUUUUUCAUCUUAUGCAACAUAAUCCAACAAUACUGUGAUACAAUCCUGGGUGGGGGGGACAGUGAGGAAAUUCCUAAAUUUAGUCUAUUUAUCUCAGAUUCAUCCGAAUAAAUACCGAACAAAUCAAAGUGCUUCAUCCAAUUGAUGUAAAAACAUGAUGUUAAAAAUAAAAAAAUUCCAGAUAUUAAUAGGAUAAACAGGAUGGUGACAAUUCUGUGUGCACUGUUGUACUGCCCACUCUUUGAUAACUUUGUAUACUCUAUCCUUACAAUACAAAAUGUUAGUAGAAAAUGAUUCAAUAUGAAGUAAUGUUUUACAGUAGAUAAUACAUCGCCUUAAUGUUACUCCAAUACUGUCUCUCUGCAAGUGAGUGUACCAGAAAUGCCUCUUUUUGUCUUUUUAUUAGUUAGUGAUCUGAGUUUACCUGUCACGGCUUUCUGCAUGUGUGUAUGUGUGGGGUUAUGCGUGUGAAACAAUGGCUUUGUAUAAGAGUCAGCCAAUCAAAAGAGUGACAACAGGAAAAAUCCUUUUUCAAAACACAGGCCUUAGUUUGAGUUUUCCAACACUCGUUCGGUUCUCUCUUAAGACAAAAGAGUGAGUUUUGGAGCAGAAUCCUUACCCUGCGCUCAAUGCCAUCUAUUUGGUUUGACUUUGACACCAAAAUUUAAAUAGAUUAGCAGCAACGUUACAAAGUUAUGUGUUUAUGUCGCUCUUAGUUUGUGCUUCAGACGAGUGUUUCUUUGCCAAAACCAAAAAUAAUGUUUACAUAUGUAUCUGAUGUAUGUUUUUGUUUAUAGGCUAGCAGACUUUGCACAAUUCUUUGCUGUCACGGUGCUAAAGGUUGUGACAUGGUUAAAAAUGCAAAGCCUCCUAUAGUCUUGGAAAAUGUACAGUGUAUUAUUAGAGGUAAGUAAAUACUGUGAGUGCCAAUAUCUUUAUUACUGAACAUCUAUUAUGUAUUCAUUGUUUAUAUAAAUAGAGCAGCAAAAAAUCUAUUCUUGUAUAUCUUUAAGAUAUGUGGCCAGAUGUAAUACUUUGAUGGAUAAGACUGCAGGCAGCACUAGUAGACUUCUGUGUCAAAUACUAAUCUGUAAAACAACAUACUUAAUGGAUUGCGUUGAGUCUUCUUAAAUAAAGAAGUUGUGUUUGAAGUA